GUGAAGGAGUGAGAGGAGAUAGAAAGAGAUAAAGAAAAGAUGGAGUUAAAAAGGAAGUGGAAAGCAGGAUUACUGGUGUGACAGCACUGGCAGAUGAGCGUCAGCGCAGCGGUGAGAGAGAGAGAGAGAGAGAGAGAAACUGUAGUGGGAAAAGAAAAAAAAACCAUAUCAGUGCAACAGGAUGAGGACCUGCUAGUGCACAGGCGGCCCAACCCCACAGACCUGCCAUCUGUCCCGGCGUUCUCUUUGCGUUCCUGACGCUCCCACCAUCCACCAACAUCUGGAUCAACCCCCAUCCAUAUGGGAAAUAGGGCGAGGAGGGGCCAGAAAACCCAAAUCUUCUCCUCCCCUCAUCCUUUUUCAUCACAGAGGACCUGAGGACGCUCAUCGUCACCGGGGGCAUCCCUUGCCGUGGAGUAACAUCACCUGAGGGGCUGAUACCCAGACCAGAGGGGGGGGGGGGGAACUUUUGCUCCGAACAUGCAGAGGCGUGCACAGGACCCUUUUUUUUAUCGCUAUGUGAGAUUUUUCUAACUUCCCAUGGAUCUGUCGUGUCUUGUACCCCCGAGCAGGGAGAGGGAAAGGGAGACAGAGGAGGUGGAUAGGGGGAGAAAGGAGGAGACGGCGGGGAAGCGUCACUGCCACCGCUGCUGAAGUGUUACCGGUGUUUGUGCUCCUCCGCUCAAGAGGCAUUUUAUCAUUCUUCCAACCCCCCACCCCCCACCCCCCUUUAGCUCCUCUCCUCAUCCGAGCAGCAGGGAGCCUGAGGGAUAGAGACAGAGAGCUAAACACUGUGGGUUUAUGCACAUAUGCACACACACACACUGGCUGUUCCCGCACCUUUCAACACCCUUCUCUUCCCUCACUUUUCCUUCCCCAUUUUUGAUGUCCUGUCUUCACCUUCAUGACCAGUUGUAAAUCUGGAACAGAGGAAGAAGUGCAAGCAGGAGCGAAGAAAGAGAGGAGUUAGAAAAGACAGUUUUUUGGGGGGGGGAAAAACACUUGCUGUCACGUUGUGAAGUUCUCCAGGGGGAGUGUGCAGACAUCCAAAGCUGCCAAACACACACAGUCACUGAUAGCUCACACACACUCGCUCUCACACAGAGAUCUGGUCUAAAUGCAUACUCAUACAGGUGCUGAGAGAGGCAGGUGAAAAACAGGUGAAACAGAAAAAGAAAAACAUUUGGAGGAAACCAGCCGGGGAACGAUGGAGCAGUUGGAUGACAGCAGAAAGCACAGGUAGUAAGCUGCCAACAUGGCCAUUCCCAGGGGUCAGCCUCCUCCCUCUCCUUGGCCUCCUCUCUUCCUCCUCCUCCUCUACCUCCUCCUCAUCUCCUCCCCAUCCCCCCUGCAGGCCCGGCCCCUCCUCCUCCAGCAGUCAAUCAACGUGGCGGUGGUGUUCAGCGGCUCCAGCUACCAGAAUGAGGUCAGAGGUCGUCUCAGCGGGGAGAACUUUGUGGACAUGCCCGUGGUGGUCAGUCCAGUGACCGUGCUGGUCAACGACACCAACCCCCGUGACCUGCUGACUCGCCUCUGCGAUACCAUGGCAACGGAGAAGCUGCACGGAGUCGUGUUUGAGGAUGAUGUGGGUGUUGGUGACGACACUCAGGUGGCAGAAGUGGCACAGAUCCUGGACUUCCUCUCCACUCAGACAGCUCUGCCAAUCGUUGGCAUCAGUGGCGGCUCUGCAGUUGUCAUACCAUUCAAGGCGGAGGGAUCCUCAUUCCUGCAGAUGGGAGCGUCUCUUGAGCAGCAGAUCGUCUGCAUGUUCAAGCUCAUGGAGGAGUAUGACUGGGGCGAGUUUGCGGUGAUCACCAGUUUGCUGCCGGGCUACGACACCUUUGUGGAUAUAGUUCAGUCCUACACAGAUACCUCCUAUUUCCUGUGGAACCUGCAGGAUGUUUUGUCUCUGGAAAUGUCCGUUGGGUCAAAUGAUGCGAGGACGAAGCGCAUGUUGCAGCAGGUGGAUUCUCAGGUCCUGAUGGCGUAUUGCUCCUAUGAGGAGGCACAGUACUUGUUUCAACAGGCUGCUGAGGUGGGUCUGCUGGGGCCAGGAUACAUCUGGAUCAUCCCCAGUCAGGCCGUGGGCAACCCUGAUAGCCCUCCACCUGCCAGCUUCCCUAUUGGUGUUAUCGGUGUGAUUACGGACCAGUGGAGGAAGAGCCUGCGGCAGAGGGUGAGGGAGGGUGUCGCCAUUGUAGCUCAAGGGGCUGAGAGCUUCAAGAAGCUGUACGGGUUUAUUCCUGAGGGACAAGGUGACUGCACCAAACUGGCUAAACACUCAGACAACAAUACUCUGUUCAGGCACAUGCUGAAUGUGACGUGGGAAAGGAAAGAUCUGUCAUUCAACAGCCAAGGCUUCCUCACCAAUCCUUCCAUGGUCCUCGUCGCUUUGGACCGUGACAGACUUUGGGACAAGGUCGGAACGUUCUCCCGAGGGAUCCUUCAGGUUCGCUACCCGGUUUGGCCUCGAUACGGCAGCUUUCUGGAGCAGGUGUCCGAUGACCGCCACCUGACUGUGGCCACGCUGGAGGAGCAUCCCUUCGUCAUGGUGGAGAACGUGGACCCGGGCACUGGCACAUGUGUCCGCAACACCGUGCCCUGCAGGCGCCAGUCCAAUCAAACAGGAAGUGACAUCGGCCACGCGGAGUCCUACACCAAACUGUGCUGUAAGGGCUUCUGCAUAGAUAUCCUGAAGAAACUGUCCCGCACCAUCAAGUUCUCAUAUGACCUCUACUUAGUCACCAAUGGAAAACAUGGCAAGCUGGUCCGUGGUACUUGGAACGGCAUGAUUGGGGAGGUUUUCUACAGGCGAGCUGACAUGGCUAUUGGCUCUCUCACUAUCAAUGAGGAGCGUUCGGAAAUAAUCGACUUCUCCGUGCCGUUUGUUGAGACGGGCAUUAGUGUCAUGGUAGCCCGCAGCAAUGGCACAGUUUCCCCAUCUGCUUUUCUUGAGCCCUACAGCCCAGCAGUUUGGGUCAUGAUGUUUGUGAUGUGCCUGACCGUCGUGGCUGUGACAGUUUUUGUGUUUGAAUACUUAAGUCCAGUCGGCUAUAACCGCAGUCUGGUCAGCGCCAAAACUCCUGGUGGCCCAACGUUCACCAUCGGGAAGUCAGUGUGGCUGCUGUGGGGUAUUGUCUUUAACAACUCGGUCCCCAUUGAAAACCCGAAAGGAACGACCAGUAAGAUCAUGGUCCUGGUCUGGGCCUUCUUUGCUGUCAUCUUCCUGGCUUCCUACACUGCCAACCUGGCUGCCUUCAUGAUCCAGGAGCAAUAUAUCGACACAGUGUCUGGGCUUUCUGACAAGAAGUUCCAGAAACCACAUGAGCAUUAUCCUCCUUUUCGCUUUGGGACGGUCCCGAACGGGAGCACAGAGAGGAACAUCCGCAGCAACUACCCCGACAUGCACAUGCACAUGAUGAAAUACAACCAGAAGGGGGUGGAAGAAGCUCUAGAAAGCCUGAAGACUGGGAAACUGGACGCUUUCAUCUACGACGCUGCCGUUUUGAACUACAUGGCCGGGAAGGACGAGGGCUGCAAGCUGGUGACCAUCGGCAGCGGGAAAGUAUUUGCCACCACAGGAUACGGCAUCGCUCUGCAGAAGGACUCCCGCUGGAAACGUCUUAUUGACCUGGCUCUGCUGCAGUUCCUUGGAGACGGAGACACGCAGCGCUUGGAGACGGUGUGGUUGUCGGGCAUCUGUCAGAACGAGAAGAACGAAGUGAUGAGCAGCAAGCUGGACAUUGACAACAUGGCGGGAGUCUUCUACAUGCUGCUCGUGGCCAUGGGCCUCAGCAUGCUGGUCUUUGCCUGGGAACACUUGCUCUAUUGGAAACUGAGACACUCCCUCCGCAAGUCUCGCAAACUUGACUACAUGUUGGCCAUCAGUAGGGGUAUUUAUAGUUGUUUCAAGGGGGUAGAGGAGGAACCUGGGCGUUCAUCUGGUUUGGCCAAACCUGACCUAACCUCCAACUACGCUCAACAAAACAUGCUUAAGAUGCUUCGCACUGCCAAGGACCUGGUCUCCACUGCCAAUGUUGAGACGUCUCUGGACCACGCCACCAAGACCAUAGAGCAUUUGAGUCGUCAUGGCGGCAGCUUGCCUGUUCGUAUUCCACAAGUCGCCACGGAGACUGUACCAGGAGGAUUUGCCUAUAUUACGGAGAAUCACUGCCCACUAACCCCACCUUUGACCGGUGUUACCUCUCUGAAACUCCAGAGGGGUGUGACCAGGCCAACGCCACUACGCUACACGCUCCCAACUCGCUCUUCUUCAUGUCUGUAUGACCGGCCACUUCCUGUGUCCAGCCUCAGUAGCCCCCAUCUGGCUAUGGGUGAACCACUCCCUCAUCAGCACCCGCACCACUACCAGACCACAGGUAGACUCUAUGUAGACCCCCAUCCUCACUCACCCUUCAUCCCCUACAAUGAUCUCCAACUACCUGACAUCUACGCAUCUCACCCGGUCUCCCUGCAUCAAAACCAGCAAGUCCAUGAGGGCUUCUCCAGACGGAAAAGAAGGUCUAAAAGUUUCCAGUGUGAGGAUGCGAAUGUAGAGGGGAGAAAAUACAGGGACCAGGAAAAGAGCAACAUAAGCCCCGUCUAUCUGAGUGAGCUCAAAGCCAACCACCUCCAAGAAAACCACAUCUCCGCCCCCAGCGUUGACUGCAUCUACUCAGAGGAGGUGAAGUGUCCGCGGGUAGAGAACUACGGCUCCUGGCCCCCGGAGGACAUGGUGGUCAGAGGUAGACGAAGGCACCGCCGCCCUUCAUUCCUUACAACGUGGGGCAGCGAGCAGAUACGUCAGAUGGAGGAAUCCCUGUCAUCCCUGUCCAGCCAAUCACAGUCUGCCCUGCCGGACCUGUUCCCAUGCAUGCUUACUCAGACCGCACCUGCAACCUACAACCCUGCCCAACUUCGAAACAACCUGUGCCUCCCACGGAACCAGGCCUACCUCCACAUAAGGGAGGACCAUAGGAGGCCUAAUGGGCGUAAGGGCCAGAGGCUGCGCUACUCCCACUCCGCCCACCUCCCGACAUACGGAGAGGCAGUGCAACAUGGCAGUGGUUUAGGGCGGGGGAUGGUACGCAGAGCCACCAGCUUGCUUAGCAGACAAUAUGCCCACUACCUGAACUCAUACCCUGGACUACCGCUCUACCACGGCCCCCUAGACCUGCAGCACCACAGCCAGGCCUCCAGCAGCCCUGUGUGCCAGCUGCUGGCUUGUGGUGGUGGGAGAUGUGGAAGCCAGCGGGCUUUGCUGUACCAGGACAGUCUAUACGGAGCCUAUGGCAUCUAUCAGGGAUCCCAGACUGGAUCAGAGGCCCUAGCAGGUCAGCGAGCAGGGGGUCAGCCUUCGGGGAGCCCCUGCGUACUUCGUCCCUGGCGGCGGGUUUCCAGUCUUGAGUCUGAGGUCUAAUGGGAAACCAAAAUAACCUUAGAAGAUGGAUACUGUGGAAUAUCAGAGAACAGGACUCUUAAAGAUGGCCACUGUUGAGAGGGGGAAGUGCUAAGAUAUAUGAAAAGUGGAAAAGUUAUAACUUGAAGUAAUUGUUGAUUUUUUAUGUGACUUUGUGUGGUAAAGAAUAGCAGUUUGGCUCAGCAGAUUUGACAGAUGUUUAGGACUUUUUUGAUGUAUACUACAAUAAGAUAAGAAAACUGCACAGUACCAAUUUAACCUUGAGACAGUUGUGUAAAGCUGUGGGUGGGCAGGUUUUACGUACUUGCUACUUUCCUACAAUGCUUGUGUUUUUUGUGCUUCAAUGUGCACUAAGAUUUACAACAGUCCAGGGUGUUGGCGCAUGGUUAAUCUAUAACCAGAGUUUUCAUGCCAUGUGUAUGUUGUACAUAUUUUAUUGUGGGUGGUUGGGAUUCAGUCUUGGUUGUUGUUAAGUAGAUUAACUGUUUACAACAAGGGUGAAAUAGUGAAGGGAAUAAGGGAUUGUGAUUAUGAAUACCGCCACCAAAAACAAGCAGCCACUGUAGCAAAACAUUGUGUAGAUAAACAUAUGAAGAGUUUAAUUCCAAAAUAACACAUUAAGGAAACAAAAACUUGAGCUAAACCCUUCUUCAAGUCGUCAUAUAUAGGGAAUAAUGACAGGUAGCAGUGGCUUUGUGAAAGCAGUCCAUAUGAACACAAUCUGUAAAAUGAUGAAAGUAUUGGGAAAGCACUGACCAACACUUUGUGUGUUAAACCAUGGAUUUGUGUUCCUCACUGAAUUUCAGUAGGAGGCUGCAGUACAGCACAACAUUGCAAAGGGCCUCACAAUAAAAAUAAAUCAUUUAAAUAAUAUAUCAAUAUAGAGAAGUCUUAUUUGAGACUGGUUAGUGUCAUAUUCAUGUAUUCUACAUAUGAUAGGAAUUUAUUGUCACUCUUUAAACAAUUACAUUUUAGCUCAAUUUUCAUUUUUGUAAGGUUAUUGCCGAUUUACUUUAAUAUUUGUCAUCACUGUAUCAGUUGGCCUAUAUUACGAUUUUCAUCUUUUUCUCAUUUCCACUCUUUUAUAUUCCCCUGUCAUCCCUCUUCUCCCCAACCCCUCUUACUUUUAAAUGAUCCGAUUUGAAUGAGGUAAUGAAAGCUAUUCUAGUAUCUAUAUUACCUAGCUCCCUCACCCUGUAAUGAAUCACUUAGACCAAUUAAAGAGCCUUUUUGGAUGAACAUGCA
Molecule: messenger RNA, 6664 nt
Organism: Gymnodraco acuticeps
Lineage: Eukaryota; Metazoa; Chordata; Actinopteri; Perciformes; Bathydraconidae
Product: glutamate receptor ionotropic, NMDA 2C-like
Biological process (GO): long-term synaptic potentiation; excitatory postsynaptic potential; synaptic transmission, glutamatergic
Cellular component (GO): plasma membrane; NMDA selective glutamate receptor complex; postsynaptic density membrane
Molecular function (GO): transmitter-gated monoatomic ion channel activity involved in regulation of postsynaptic membrane potential; NMDA glutamate receptor activity
Source: RefSeq, a predicted model, not a curated record